Messenger RNA from Jatropha curcas, 1628 nucleotides. The record is from RefSeq and is a predicted model, not a curated record. Lineage: Eukaryota; Viridiplantae; Streptophyta; Magnoliopsida; Malpighiales; Euphorbiaceae.
CUAAAUCCCGCAUAAGUAAAGACAAAGAAGAAGAGAGAGACUAUACAGAGCCGCUUCGAGACGGCCGCUACGAAACAUUUUCUCUAGCCGGCUAAUUUUUCCUCUCUCUGCCUUCUUAAACAGAAACAAACUCUCUCUUCUGCUUCGUCGUUCCUUUUCAUUUCUUCUCUGCAACUAUAUAUCGCCUUCUCUGCACUUCUUCCGACGUACUAAACUUCUUAACACCAUUGUCAAUGGCGAAGAUCUCACAGCAAAGCCGAAGAAACACUGCAAAUUCUACUAACACAAAUCCUACAUCAACAUCAACUAAGCCUAAACGGACAAGAAAAACUGUGCCUAGAGACUCUCCUCCGCAGCGUAGCUCCGUUUACCGUGGAGUUACAAGACACCGGUGGACGGGACGGUAUGAGGCUCAUUUGUGGGAUAAGAAUUGCUGGAAUGAAUCGCAGAAUAAGAAAGGAAGACAAGUGUAUCUAGGUGCAUAUGAUGAUGAAGAAGCCGCAGCACAUGCUUAUGACUUGGCAGCAUUGAAGUACUGGGGACAGGAGACCAUCCUUAAUUUCCCAUUGGCAACUUACCAGGAAGAGCUCAAAGAGAUGGAAGGUCAGUCAAAGGAAGAGUACAUUGGAUCCCUAAGAAGGAAGAGCAGUGGAUUUUCCCGUGGGGUAUCAAAAUAUAGAGGUGUAGCAAGACACCAUCACAAUGGAAGAUGGGAGGCUCGAAUUGGCAGAGUAUUUGGUAACAAAUACCUCUAUCUUGGAACUUAUGCCACUCAAGAAGAGGCGGCCACAGCUUAUGACAUGGCAGCUAUUGAGUACCGUGGACUCAACGCCGUUACAAACUUUGACCUUAGCCGUUACAUCAAAUGGCUACGUCCAAAUAGUUCUCAACAAAGCCCUAACAGUGCUGCCGAUGCUAAUUUAAUACCGAAUCCUACUCAAGAGCUUGGAUUAAGUUUCACAUCUCACCAACAAAGCUCAAACUCUACGGAAACCACCGUGCCUCCGCCAUGGCCGAACGGCCGCACUGGUGGAUCAGCAUCAUCUGCAUUAGGGCUUCUAUUGCAAUCCUCAAAGUUCAAGGAAAUGCUAGAGAGAACUUCGGCUGGCGAUUGCCCUUUGACACCACCAGAGUCCGAACCACGGACUCCACCAAGCCGGAGCUUCCCUGAUGACAUUCAAACAUACUUCGAAUGUGAAGACUCCGGUAGCUUUGCAAUCAGCGAUGAUGACAUUAUUUUUGGAGACCUAAACACAUUUGCUUCACCAAUUUUUGAUCAGUGCUGCGAAUUUGUUGGUUGAAGAACUAUGCAAGUAACUGGUCAAAUAAGUAGUUGGUUGAAGAACUUGAUGGAGGUAAGGAUGGUGACAGGAGAUGAUGAAAAAUGGUAAGAGUACAGAGACAAUUUACAAUAUUCUUUUCUUUUCUUUUUUCUUUUUUUCUUUUUUUUUUUCUUUUGAAGAUACGUGCUUCUCUUCUUUCCUUAAAUUAAAAAUAUGGAAAGAAAAUAGUUUAUUAAUUUUUUUUUUCUCAAUUUACAUGUAGAUAUAGUGGAAAAAUAGACAUUCAUUUAUCAGUUAUUGAUUUUACUUAAUUAAUAAGAAGAAUUGGCAAGUUUAUUUUAUUAA